Molecule: messenger RNA, 1043 nt
Organism: Talpa occidentalis (Iberian mole)
Lineage: Eukaryota; Metazoa; Chordata; Mammalia; Eulipotyphla; Talpidae
Gene: SPEM1
Product: spermatid maturation 1
Exons: 3
Coding region: 60-1007 (315 amino acids)
Biological process (GO): sperm individualization; flagellated sperm motility
Cellular component (GO): cytoplasm
Source: RefSeq, a predicted model, not a curated record
GAUACUGUAGGCACAGUAGGCCCGGGGGUCUAAGGGCCCCGGCGGUCCUAAGGACCCCCAUGGCCAUGGCUGAGCAGCCACGGCCUGGGUGGACCUCGUAUCACAAUCCUCACACCAACAACUGCCAGGACCUGGGUAACUCCAUCCUGUUGCUGUUGGGCCUCAUCAUCUGUAUUAACAUUGGCAUCAAUAUGGUGACGCUGCUCUGGAACAGACUCCGUGGCUUCUUAAACCAAGUGUUCCAUAUUAUGUGUGAGAAAGAGGCUAAGCCAUGCCCGCCUGAGAAGCAGACCCAGCCCCCAAAGGAGAGCUCCCCUACAGUCCACCUUCGAUGCACCAUGGACCCUGUACAAAUGACUGUGACCCCUCCACCCAUUCGCCGCCAUCGCCGCCGUAGGGGCUCUUCACGUCGCCGUGCCCACCGCCCUGUAGCCUGGGGCCGUGACACUGACGAGGAAGAGAAGGCCCCACGACAUUGCCCAGCAUUCUGUUCCCACAACUGGGAUGUCCCUCCACACUGGGAAGGUUUCCGCUCUACCCAGGGGGUCUGGGUUCCCUGGGCCCAGGAUGCUCCAGAGCCCCCUACUCAGACUAUCCGCUUCCAGCAAAUUGAAAGGCCCCUAACAACAGAGAUGCGAUCAGAGCUGGGCCUUGAGGCAUACGUGUACCCUGUGAACCCUCCACCCCCCAGCCCUCAGGCCCCGAACCAUAAGAACAAUGGAGCAGGGGCAGAGGCAGGGGCUGGGGCAGAGCAGGAGCAGGGCUCUCCCGCCCCACCACCCAUCCACGGCCCAGCAUUUGUCCCAGAAGUCCCCCGGCGUGGCUCCUCAGCCCGCAUAGUGUAUGAUGCACGAGAAGUGAGGCGGCGACUUCGAGAGCUGACCCGGGAGGUGGAGGCCCUGUCCCACUGUUACCCUAUGAUCACUGAACACAGCCCCGUGGCUCCAGAAGUAGGCAAGGAAUGGAUAUACCGUCACUUGCCAGAGAAGUGCCUGGGAGAACAAUAAAAAGAAGUGAGGUGGAGAUGGUUUGUGGUGGUGUGA